Pistacia vera is the source of this 1872-nucleotide messenger RNA. Its product is annotated as serine/threonine-protein kinase BSK2-like. The coding region runs from base 208 to 1680 and encodes 490 amino acids. Lineage: Eukaryota; Viridiplantae; Streptophyta; Magnoliopsida; Sapindales; Anacardiaceae. The record is from RefSeq and is a predicted model, not a curated record. Gene Ontology annotation, biological process: protein phosphorylation; brassinosteroid mediated signaling pathway. Gene Ontology annotation, molecular function: protein kinase activity; protein binding; ATP binding. The transcript has 9 exons.
CUCUUUGAUGUCUUGAUUAACAAAAUUUACCCAACUUCACUUCACUCGGUUCCUAUAUUUUGACUUUACACAUCAAUCAUCACGUCCAAGUCAGCCAUUCAGUCAACCCUCAAAACAUCCUCCAUCUCACACUCUGCAAUCUAACACUACUAACUUGUAUGUGAAUGUUAAGAAAACUAACACUAUUAUUGUAUUUGUAGCAAAGUGAUGGGCUGUUUUCAGUCCAAAACUGCACAUCUACCAUCUCCUGAUCAACAACCUCCUCCUCCUGAACCCAACCCAGAUCUAGGUGAUGUUAAUGAAGAGGAACCAGUGCCUGCAUUCAAAGAGUUCGCCCUGGCUGAACUCCGAACGGCCACCAAUGGUUUCAGCAGCGAAUUAAUUGUGUCGGAGAGUGGAGAGAAAGCUCCCAAUGUUGUCUACAAAGGAAAGCUCAAGAACAAUCGUGUGGUUGCUAUCAAGCGCUUCUCAAGGCAAUCAUGGCCCGACCCUCAUCAGUUUGUGACGGAGGCUGCUGGUGUGGGCAAAGUUCGGCAUAAGAGAUUGGUGAAUUUGAUUGGUUGUUGCGCGGAGGGAGAUGAGCGCUUAUUGGUGGCUGAGUACAUGCCUAAUGAUACCCUCUCCAAGCACCUCUUUCAUUGGGAAAAACAACCAUUCCCGUGGGAAAUGCGUCUCAGAGUUGCUUACCAUAUUGCGCAAGCACUUGAUCAUUGCAAUUCUCAAAACCAUAAUAUCUAUCAUGAUUUAAAUGCUUACAGGGUUCUUUUCGAUGAGGAUGGUGACCCUCGAUUAUCCAGUUUUGGUCUUAUGAAAAAUAGCAGAGAUGGAAAAAGCUACAGCACAAAUUUAGCUUAUACUCCACCAGAAUUUUUACGAACAGGUAGGGUCAUCCCAGAGAGUGUGAUCUACAGCUAUGGAACUGUUCUGUUGGACCUUUUGAGUGGAAAGCAUAUACCUCCAAGCCAUGCAUUGGACUUAAUAAGAGGCAAAAAUUUGUUAUUAUUAAUGGAUUCAUCCUUGGAAGGACAAUAUGCUGAUGAUGAUGCUACUCAAUUGGUUGAACUAGCCUCAAAAUGUCUCCAGUAUGAGGCUAAAGAUCGACCGGAUGUUAAGUUUCUUCUUACGGCAGUGGUACUCCUCCAAAAGCAAACGGAGGUUGCAUCACAUGUUCUAAUGGGUCUACUGAAAACUCCAGUGGCAUUGCCAACUAUGCUAUCCCCCCUUGGGAAAGCUUGUGCACGAAUGGAUCUUACUGCAGUGCAUGAUAUGUUGCUUAAAACUGGUUAUAAAGAUGAAGAGGGUGCAGAAAAUGAGCUCUCUUUUCAAGAAUGGACGCAACAAGUUCAAGACAUGUUGAAUACAAAAAAAAUUGGGGAUAUUGCAUUUAGAGACAAGGAUUUCAAAAAUGCUAUUGACUAUUACUCAAAGCUGGUAUCGAUGAUGUCUGUUCCUUCGGGUACUGUGUUUGUGAGACGAGCGUUGUCAUACCUGAUGAUUGAACAAGCAGAACUUGCUUUGAGAGAUGCAAUGCAGGCUCAGGUGUGCUUACCAGAGUGGCCCACUGCCUUCUACAUUCAAGCUCUUGCACUAAACAAACUGGGAAUGGAAAGUGAUGCUCAGGAUAUGCUUAAUGAUGGAGCAUCCUUUGAAGCAAAGAAGCAGAAUAGCUGGCGGAUUUAGAUGUUUAGUUUUGAGGGUUAUUUUCAGUUGACGUCCAUGCCCUCUGUCCUGUUGGCAAAAUAUUUUUAACACAUACAAAAAAUGUAAAAAAAAAUAAUAGCAAGAAAUAAGAGAAGUGACCAACAAGCUAUUUCUGUUUCAAUUUUAAGUUUAGCUUAUGGUAGAGUAAUGUUGGUAGGCGUAUUAUAAAGU